This is a messenger RNA of Zychaea mexicana, 894 nucleotides long. Its product is annotated as beta-lactamase superfamily domain-containing protein. The transcript has a single exon. Bases 94 to 894 code for a protein of 266 amino acids. Lineage: Eukaryota; Fungi; Mucoromycota; Mucoromycetes; Mucorales; Lichtheimiaceae. The record is from RefSeq and is a predicted model, not a curated record.
AAUGCUAAUAAACAUCAUUUGAUUAACUGAUCACUAGAAAACAACUGCAUCUCUUCUCUGCUUCUAUUCAUCAGCUAUACGCAACUGACAACCAUGCCCAGCUUCAAGAGUCAACUAACCAUGACCCAUAUUGGGACCGCCACCACCCUUCUUGAAAUUGACGGCGUCACUCUUCUGACUGAUCCGGCUUUUAACGACGCUCCUGCUGACUACGACCUCGGUAUUAUUGUCCUCAAGAACACAAAAGGACCUGCCUUGAAGCUCAAUGAGCUUCCGCCUUUCGAUGCCGUUCUUUUAAGCCAUGAAGACCAUGUGGACAACCUUGACGAUUCUGGUCGCCAGCUUUUAGACGGUCGUAAGGUGAUUACUACCAUGGAUGGCGCCAAAAACCUGCAGCCCAGACCCGGUGUCCAAGGUAUCCGACCCUGGGAACAGUUGUCGCUGAACAUUGGUGGCAAGUCGUUCACAGUAACCGGUACACCCUGCCAGCAUCUACCUGGCGGCGAAUGCACAGGUUUCAUCCUGGAGUCUCCCAACUUUGGCACUACCGAUGGAAAGCCGAACGUGAUAUACAUUUCUGGUGAUACUGUCUAUUUGGAUGAACUGGUUUCUAUUCGUGACAAGUACCAUGUAUCCGUCGCUAUCGUUCACCUUGGUUUAGCAACUGUGCCCGACUUCCCUGGCGUCGAGGGACCUCUUGAAAUCACGAUGGGUGGAAAAGAUGCCGCCAAACUUGUACGCGAACUCGAUGCGGAUAUCAUAGUGCCGAUCCAUUUCGAAUCGUGGAAGCAUUUCACAGAGCACAGCGGCGAGCUGCACAAGAUCUUUGAGAAAGAAGGCAUCAUGGACAAGGUCUGCUGGCUCACUCCCGGUCAGCCAAAGCGGGUUAUCUAA